AUGCCACCUAAAGCGCAGAGAGAGAAAAAGGACAAGGCCAUCGAGGACAAGACAUUCGGUCUUAAAAACAAGAAUAAGUCGGCCAAAGUCAGUCGAUAUGUGCAAGAAGUAACUAAACAGGUUCAACAAUCUGGUAAUAAAAAAGAACGAGAUCUAGCUGAACAGCGCAAGAAGGAGCAAGAUGACAAGAAGAAGGCAGAAGAGCAGAGAAAGGCUGAGCUUGCCGAGCUUUUUAAGCCUAUUAUAACCCAGCAAAAAGUUCCGUUUGGUGUGGAUCCCAAGACAGUCCUGUGUGCAUAUUUUAAAGCAGGCCAAUGCCAAAAGGGCACACGAUGCAAGUUUUCUCAUGAUCUAAAUGUCGAACGUCGAUCAGUAAAGUUGGAUGUGUAUACUGACACUCGUGCCAAAGAAGAGGACGGGAUGGAAGGCUGGGACCAGGAGAAACUGGAAGAUGCUGUUCGUCAGAAAAAUACAGGAGACAACAAAAACAAGCCCACAGAUAUUGUGUGCAAGUAUUUUAUUGAUGCUAUUGAAUCUCGUAAAUACGGCUGGUUUUGGGAGUGUCCGAAUGGAACCAAGUGCAAGUAUCGACAUGCCCUGCCACCUGGAUUUGUGCUCAAGAAAAAGGAGACGGAGGAAGAGCGCCGAGAGCGCGAAGAGAACGAAAAGGAGAAUCAAAUCACGAUUGAAGAUUUCUUGGAGACAGAGAGACACAACUUGGGAACAGGAUUGAUUCCAGUGACGGCAGAGUCAUUUGCCAAAUGGAAAAUGGAGCGCAAAGAAAAGGAGAAGCGCGAGCGUGAAGAACAGCUUCAAAGUAAAAUGGAAGAGUUUAAAAAGAUGAAGGCCGGCAUGAAGACGGGCAUGUCGUUCUCUGGUAAAGAACUGUUUGACUUUAAUCCAGAGUUACGAGGGGAUGAUGAUGACGAUGCAGAUGCAGUGGAUGACUACACAGGGUAUUAUAACCAAUCAAACGAAGAAGAAGCGUCGGAAGUUGUAGUGGAAGAGAAUCUAUUUGAAGAUGUUGCAGGACUAGAAGAUGAAUAA
Molecule: messenger RNA, 1047 nt
Organism: Batrachochytrium dendrobatidis JAM81
Lineage: Eukaryota; Fungi; Chytridiomycota; Chytridiomycetes; Rhizophydiales
Exons: 7
Coding region: 1-1047 (348 amino acids)
Biological process (GO): cytoplasmic translation
Cellular component (GO): cytosol
Molecular function (GO): mRNA binding; metal ion binding
Source: RefSeq, a predicted model, not a curated record